Paramecium octaurelia is the source of this 2898-nucleotide messenger RNA. NCBI's taxonomy places the organism in Eukaryota, Ciliophora, Oligohymenophorea, Peniculida, Parameciidae. The record is from the annotation of a GenBank genome assembly.
AUGCAGUAGGACAAUUAUUUAGAGGAAGAGAUUCAGGAUGAGGAUGAAGAAAUAAGAGAGUAGAAGGAAGUUCAUGAAUUCGCUAAGGAAAUAAAGGAGAAGGUAGAAGAAACCAACAAAUUAAACAAGGAAUAAUAGGAUUAAUAAAAAGUGAAUGUAAGUUCAACAGUGGGACCAAUUAGAGUAAAAUUCGAUGUGUUAAGAUGCUUUUUCGAUAGAAUGAGUAAAGUGAGAGGAAAAAAGAAGAGUGAGCUUUUAGAUGUUUUGACUUAAUUCUUUUUCAAACCUCCUAGAAUACCUGAACACACUUAUAUAAUAAUGAGACUAAUCAUUCCAUUCUAAGACAGGGAUAGAGGAGUCUAUAAAUUAUAAGAAAAAAACUUGGCUAAAUUAUUUAGAUAAGCUUUAGGAUUGUCAGACGAUGAUUAUCACAGGAUGGCCAAUUAUAAAUAAGCUAGUAUGUAGCCCUAUGGGGCUCCAGUCGGUGAUUUUCCUAUGGUUGUUCAUAAUGUGAUAAAGGAUUACUGCAGAAAGGACAGCAUAAUAACUAUAUCAGAAGUGGACUAAUUACUUGACAAUCUAGUUAAGGCUUAAGACACGAAAGAAUAAGAAUUGGUGAUAGUUGAUUUAAUAAAAGUGUGUACAGCUGAUGAGAUUCUCUGGAUAAUAAGAAUUAUAUUGAAAGACUUGAAAAUUGGUUUGAAAUAUGAGAAGCUUUUAUAAUUGUUUCAUAAAGAUGCUCCUGAAUAUUAUAAUGCAACAUCAUCACUAAGGGAAGUAUGCAAAGAAUUUGUUGAUAUAAAUCAUACUCUUAAGAAUGUAUUGAGAAUAUUCCAUGCAAUCAAACCAAUGUUAGCAGCUAAGAAAUCCCCAGAAGAAAUAAGAAAAUUAAUUGAAGGCAAAGAAUUAUUGGUUGAAACCAAAUUUGAUGGAGAAAGAAUAUAAUGUCAUUUCACUCCUGAAGUCAUCAGAUUUUUUACUAGAAAUUCAAAUGAUUACACAUAUUUAUACAAGGAUAAAUUAGGAGAUAUUGUUAGAUAAAGUGUUUAAGCAUAAUGUGCAAUUUUAGAUGGAGAAAUCAUAGUUGUAAAUAAAGAAACUGGAGACAAUGUUAGAUUCGGCUUGAAUAAAACUGUUGCUCUGAGUAAAGACGUAAAUGAUGAUGCCUUUGGUCUUUGUUAUAAGAUUUUUGAUAUUCUCUAUCUCAAAACAUACUAAGGAUAAGAAGUUAACACUAUGAGUGCUCCUUUAUCUACUCGUAGAAGUUUAUUGUAGAGGAUUAUAGUACCUAUUCCAAACUAAUUAGAAGUAGUUUAAGCUGCGACUAUUAAAUCUUUCGAAGAACUUAUUUAAUAGUUUGAUAUGGCCAUUGAAAGAAAUUAGGAAGGCAUCAUAAUUAAAUAGAUGGAUUCUCAGUAUUUACCUAAUGAAAGAUCCACUAAAUGGGUUAAGAUGAAGGGAGAUUACGUUGAAAAUAUGACGGAUAAUUGUGAUUUAUUGGUUAUUGGUGGCUAUUUCGGAACAUAAUCACAUAGAGUAGAGACUUUUGAUGAAUUUGACAGAAUUACACAUUUCUUAAUGGGGUUAGCAUAAAAAAUAGAUAAGAAUCAACCUACAAAUAGUGUUAUAUUACCAUUUGUCAAAGUUGGAACUGGUUUCACUGAUAAUGAAUUAUCAACAAUCAGAAAUAAAUUAAGAAAUCAUUGGAUCAAGAAGCAGAAACCUAAUUACAUACCUUAGAAUUGGAGUCCUGGAAUUAAUGAUAGACCAGAUGUAUAUAUUAAUAAUCCAGCUCAUUCUAUUAUAUUUGAAGUUAAAGCUGCAGAAAUCACAAAGUCUAAUACUUUCCCAACUGAUUACACUUUGAGAUUUCCAAGAUGUUACAAGACUAGGAUGGAUAAAGAUUGGUAUGAAAUGAUGACCAUGCAAGAUUUAUAAAGUAUGAUCAAUGAUUCAUAAUACACAAAGAACCUCAAAAAAAAAAAUGAUAAAGAAGGCAACGAUAAACAAACAGAUGAUGAGGUUGAAAAUGAAGAUAGACCUAUGAGAUAGGCUAAAGAAAGAAAAUAACCCUUAAAAAAGGGUGGAGCCCAUUCUAAAUAGAUUACCAUAAUGACAGAAUAUUAAGGGUUAGACCCAAGAAACAUCUCAAAAGAAUCCAACUUAUUUGUGGGAUGCGAAUUUUACAUUGUUAACUUAGAAGAAGAUUACAAUAAAUAAUAUUUAGAAUCUAUAAUUCUAGCCCAAGGAGGAACUUGCAUAUAAAAUUAUAUUGUAGAAAGUGUCACUCAUGUAGUGGCUUCAAUUAUCGACUUCAGAGUGAAUUCAAUCAUUGAGAAGUUUCCAACCACCAUAAUUAGACCUCAAUGGGUUAUUGAAUGCAUUAGAAGGUCACAAUUAGUUAAUAUUGCACCCAGAUUUAUUUUAUUUGCCCCUUUAGCUAUCAUGAAUGAAGUAAAUAAAUUUUACGAUAAAUUUGGCGAUUCCUAUUUCGAAUUGAUAGAUGAGUUCGCUCUCAAAGAUAUAUGUGAUAAUAUGAAAAUCAAUGAACCUAUUAAUUAAGAUGAUUUACUAUUGUUGGAAGAUGAGUUGUUAUACUAAUUGUAAAAACUGUGGAUUUUUCAGCAUAAGGUUUUCUACCCUUAUUGUUUAAGUCACUAAAUAUCUGAUAUAGAAUUGGAAACUUUCAAAGCUAGGGUGAUAGCAAGAGGUGGUUCCUUCGUAAGCAGCAUUUACGAUGAGAAAUUAGAUUUCAUAAUUUUAUUUAAAGAUUAGACUUUCAUUUAGAAUGAAAGAUUGAAGUAGUUUUUUAAUGAUAAACCAUAUACGAAAACAACUACAUAUACUUAAAUGAUGCAAUUGAUGGAAGAAUAACAGUAAAAAAUAUUACCAUCUUGA